AUGAAUUUGGCAAUUCAUUUGCUUAUAACUAUUUUUGUAUUAAAAUAUUUAUUUGUAAAUAUUUCUGAUUUUACAGGUAGUGAUUCAGUUCCGGAUUUCUUUCGCAUUAUGAAACGACAGUUUACAGAGGCAGAAUGGAGCGUAAUCAAGUCCAUGAAUAAUGAGUGGAUUCAGCUAGAUAUGUUUUCUAGGCACUGGGCACUAAAGGAAAGCUUUAUAAAGGCCAUUGGGAUUGGAAUAGGCUUUAACCUGCAAAGGAUUGAAUUUAAUGUCUCCCCAUUGCAGCUGGAAGUAGGGAAGGUUUACAAGGAGACAAAGAUGUUGUUGGAUGGAGACAAGGAAGAAGGGUGGACUUUUGAGGAAACCCGGUUGGAUGAUCUCCAUCAUGUUGCAGUAGCUCUGGGGAAACCAGAAGUAUUUGUACAGAAGGAUUCUAACGUUCUUUCUAAAGACUUGACCCAGCCACAAUUCCAGGUAUUGACUUUUGAUGAUUUAGUUGCCGCCGGUGUUCCUAUAGCACCCGAAGACCCUGCAUACUGGGAUAACUUUUGUUCCAAGCAGGAAUGCCCAGCACGCCAGAGUACUCAUUCAAGAUAACUCUGUUUCCAAGAAAAGAAGCUGAAAUCUUUCAAAGACUACUCAUUGUUCCUUUGCAAAGCUUAAUCUGAGUGUGUGUAUACAUUUCUCCUUUUAGACCAAUAUUCGGUUUUCCAGUCUCACAAAGCUGCCACCUUUUUCCCUCUUUCCCCUAUGCUGAGAUCAUUUCAGGCUAAAGAAGCUGUGAAAUAAAAGAGAUAAAUUGAUCCUGCACCUUUUUUUCAUUGUGUAAUUUGCAUCUACCUGUGUGAUUCUCUUAUCUCCAUGAUUACCCCCUGCCAAUAGCAGUGAACAGAGCUGCAUUAAUGCUGCUCUUGAUUAGCAACAAGUGUUUAAUAUUUAAAGAAAAUGUGUUUUUCGUGCUUAAUUUCUGCUGAUGUUUAAGUGAUAUUAUUGCCACUUCCUCAUGAAAUCAUAAUUUUAUUCCAAAGUGGCUGAGCAAAGCCAAAGUAAAACAGUUGGUUAAUGAUGAUGGCAGUAUUACUUCAUAGCAAAAGUUCUAUGUGAAAUUAUCAAACUUAUUUGUCAUCGCUGUAAGUUACGUUAAUGGAUCUACAGCUGUGUAAAACCAGUUUGAGAGUGUUCUAAGUCCUGGGCUUUUGGUGAGGUAUGUCCUCACACAGUCAGUCUCCUCCUCACAAUUGUCUGUACUGAUUCUCUCCACUAAUAGUGUACAAGUUUUCUACCUCUCCUUUAGAUUUCUGAGUCCUCUGAAGUGGUAGUUCUCCAUUUCUGGACCCACAUUUGCAUUUCUGUUCUCUUUAUUUCUGGGGACCACUAUUUUGUAAAUAUAUAAGCACUGUCUAUUCUUUUCCAAGGAGGGCCGCAGAGCUGGAGCUGGGGAAUGUAGAGUAUUGCAUUGUCAUAUAGACUUCAGAGAGACUUGGGAGAGAGCAAUAGGUGCUAAAAGACAAUUUUAGACUAUUUGUCUUGUCCUUUUCAGAGAAUACUUUCUCAUUUUAUAUCCUCCUUUUUAAUCUAGGAAGUGUGAAUACUUGAGAUCCUUUGAAAGGUGCAGGGAAUAGAUACUGACCAGAAUCAUUACCUCAGAAUAAAAGGCUCAAUUCUCUUCCCAGUGUAGUCAAACAAAAUUCACAUUGACUUCAGUGAGAGUGGGAUUGUGCCCAAAUUGGCUGUUGCCCUGCAUUCUGAUUGGGUGAAAGCCUGCUUGUAUUAUAACCAUUAAACUUGCACCUCUGAUGUUAAAUAGGAUUUGAGGCAGGAAGGAAAUGGGUUUUAUGGUCUUACAGAAGCUCCCAUGCUGCUGAUGCAGAUAAUCACUCUCUCACACUCAAAUAAUACCUGUUAAAAUUAUCCUUUUGCCUGCUUUUACAGCAUACUUUUAAAAUUGAGCCAUUCAUUAAUAAAUAAUCACAUAAUUCUCUCUCAGUCGUUACAGCUUUACCCUGUAGGUAGGAGUGAAUCUUAAAAUUAAGAAUUUGUAGUACUAAAAGUAUGAUGACUAUUGGAUCUUGGGUUAGGAUUCCCCCAGGGGCCAAGGUAAUUCUGUUUAAAGUCAAAGGAAAUUUCCUAAUGGAGAAAAACAACAUUAAGUCCAUUGUACCCUGCUGCUUGUAAAAUUUUAUUUUAUUUGCUAAAAUAAUAGCCAUCAUAAGAAUUUGCUGAUGGAUGUUUUUCUCCAGACUACAAUAGAUGUUUAAAAAUAAUCUUGUUUAUUUGUUAUUUCUCUUAAUUGUCCUUGCUGCUGGUGUUUCAGACCAAACUGAGAAUCCAGUGCUUUUUAGCAGACCGCACUGCAAACACUACGCCCCAUUGGCAAGUGCAUAAUAAAUUUUAUCAUCUGCAGUGAAAUAAUUCUCGGUGUUAUAUGUGAUCACAUUUAGGCAUGGGAAUCCUGAUAAAAAUGGCAAAUAACACAUCUUUUGGCUGGCUAAUGACUAAUAAGGCUAUAUCUAUAACAAGAAAGUUUAGAAACUUAAGGGUUGGUUCUCCCCCAAACUCUCCCGUCUCCAAAAAAAGCAUUGAUCCUGAAAGACCAGGCAGAAUCACUAGGAAGGCUGCAAAUCCUCACAAUAUACAGAUUUCCUUUACAUUUGGAUUUCUGUUGCUGUGGGUAAAAAAAACAAGAUGAAUCUAACUUUUGCAAAUUUUAUCAAGCAAUAAUGGUAAGAGAUAAUGUUGGCUUGUGGAAACUAAAAUGAGUCAUAUGUAUCUACAAUUUCAGAUCUUGGCAGUAUUGAUAGAAUUAUUUUACAUUCAUAUGCACAGAAAAGGAGCAAUCAUAAGAGUAUAAGAGUUUCACAUGUCUAUACACUAAGAUCUUCUGAUACCCUGGGAAUAUGAACAGUUAUUCUCACAAUCAUAAGAAUUGUUUUCUGAGCAUAUACUACUGCUGUAAAUAAUUACUUAGAAAAUAAACUGAAUCUCCUCUUUAAGCAGUUAUGCUUGUGGAGCACACAUGAAAAUCAACAUUAUGGUUAUGUAUAGAAGAGUUGGUGUAAUUGAAUAUCCGCGGUGAAAUCAUUAAUAUUACUGUAAAUGAUCUAUCUAUCUAAUACUUUAGGGCCCCAGAUUUUAACUUUGUUCUUUACAGAAAUAGCAUGGUACAAAUUGUGAUAAAUGUGUUUAACUUUGGCAUAUGUCUGUGGUUUUAAAGUUUAUUGCAUUUUAUGUAAAGAUUAUAGUUUAGUGACAGAAAUACUUUUAAGACACGUUGCAUCUGUGUGAAAAGAGAGUUAUGUUUCUAUUUGACAUGAGUAUAUGGCUAUAGGAAGUAGGUCAUAGAACUUGAUCAGGCUUACACUAUCAUGCAAGAUUUAUCUUAUUACUAUAUUACAGAAGCACAUGGGCUGAGUGAACACGUUAGCUAAACCUGACCUUGGUGUUCAGUUUUU
Molecule: messenger RNA, 3452 nt
Organism: Chelonoidis abingdonii (Abingdon island giant tortoise)
Lineage: Eukaryota; Metazoa; Chordata; Testudines; Testudinidae
Source: RefSeq, a predicted model, not a curated record